AUGGCAGACGAGGUUUUGCAGCAGUUGACUGGUGCAAUCGCACGAUUGGAUAAUGGCGUCGUUGGCUUGAAACCCCCAGACACGCUACAAGAAUUGAAUGCUGAGCAAUUUAAAAAAUGGGCACAAAGUUUUGAGAUUUAUCGCGUAGCAUCAGGAAGUGAUAAAAGUCCAGAGGAAGUACAAAUUGCAUUAUUAUUACAUUGUAUGGGAAGAGUGUGCAUUGACAUAUAUGACACAUUUACGUUGACUGAGGAAGAGGGAAAGAGCUAUAAAGCGGUUUUGGAGAAGUUUAUGAAUCACUUCAUACCAUUAAAAAAUGAAAGUGUAAAUUCCCAUCUAUUUUUUACAAGAAAUCAGAGUGAAGGGGAAGCCUUUGAUACCUAUUUAACAGAAUUAAAGAGGCUGAGUAAGGACUGUGAGUUUGGAGAAUUGAGAGACAGAUUAAUAAGAGACAGAAUUGUAGCAGGCAUUGGAAAUAAGAAAUUGAAAGACAGGUUACUGAGAGAACUUGAUCUUACACUGCAAAAGACAGUUCAGAUUUGUAAAGCAGCAGAGUUGGCCAGUGAGCAAGUGAAAAAAAUGGAUGGACAAGCAGAGGUUCAAAUGAUACAAAAGAAACCUGAUAACAAAGCUGGGAAUGGACAUGGACAAGAGAAAAAAUCAAACACAGGUGGAACGAGACAAAAUUUCAGUGGUAACAGUAGUAACUGGAGACCCCAGAAUAGAUACAAAAUGUGGAGACCUCAGAAUAAUGCUUCUAAAAAUGGUUUGGGUAGUAUCAUUUUGCAAGAUGAAAAACCAGUGGCUUAUGGGUCCAGAUCAUUAACAGAGACUGAGAAGAAUUAUAGUCAGAUUGAAAAAGAAAGUUUGGCAAUUUUGUAUGGCUCAAGAUUACAGAAGAUAAGAUUGGCCAUACUGCCUUACAGUGUUGAAUUGAAGUAUAAACCUGGUAAAGAAUUAGUCAUAGCAGACGACCUUAGUCGCUCAUAUUUGAAUGAUACUUCUCAAACAUAUGAUUUGGGAAUUGAAGCUCAUGUAGCUAUGAUUGAUGAGAGUUUUAAUAUAACAGAUAAUAAAGUGCGAGAAAUUAGAGAUGAGACAAGCAAGGACGAAGAGCUUAAAACUGUCAGAGAGUAUAUCAAAAAUGGUUGGCCAAAUAAUAAAUAUGAUGUAAAUAAUAAUGCUAAAGGACCGAUGAUAUGUAAAGAAGUUCCAAAUGGACCAUGGGAGAUUGUAUUUGCAGAUAUAUUUUUUCUCUAUGGAAAUCCUUAUAUUUUAAUAGUAGAUGCAUAUAGUAAAUAUGUAGAGAUCAAACAGUUGAGAAAUUUAUCAGCAGGUUGUACGAUUAAUAACAUGAAAGAGAUAUUUGCGAGACAUGGUGUACCAGAAGAGGUGUAUUCAGAUUCAGGAACUCAGUUCACAAGUCGAGAGUUUCAAAUAUUUGCUAGGGAGUGGAAUUCUGUGCAUAAAAUUAUUAGUCCAAAGCAUCAUAUUGGAAAUGGAAAUAUACCAGUGUCAACUGACGGUAAAACUCCAGCAGAAUUGUUAUACAAUAGAAAAGUGAAGAAUGUGAUUCCAAACUGGAGAGCUGAUGGUAAUUAUAACAAGGAAGAAUUCAGAAAUGAGUUAUUGAGAAGGCAACAAAAACAAAGAGAUUAUUUUGAUAAACACAGCAAGCGAUUGCCAGAGUUGAAGAGAGGUGAGGUAGUUCAAAUUCAAAAUGAAAAUAAUCAGAAACCUCACAAAAGUGGAGUGAUUAUUAAUCGAGAUGAAAAUCCAAGGGCUUAUCAGAUUAAAGAUGAACAUGGAGAAGUUUUGAAGAGAAAUAGAAAGAUGCUGAUUAGAGGCGGUCACUAUAAUGAACCAGAUGAGUACUUGGAGGAAGAUAGCGAGGGAAAUGUUGAUAAUCAAAAUCAGGGUGAAAACGAUAAUUCAAAUGCAAUAAAUCAAAAUAAUAAUUCAGCUGCAAAUGAACAGGAGAGGCCUGGAGUCUCAAGUCGAGCUCAAGGAACUAAUUACUGUACUAGGUCUGGUAGAGAAGUGAAAAAACCAGCUUAUCUUAAGGAUUACGUUUAA
This is a messenger RNA of Diachasma alloeum, 2076 nucleotides long. RefSeq lists its product as uncharacterized. Lineage: Eukaryota; Metazoa; Arthropoda; Insecta; Hymenoptera; Braconidae. The transcript has 5 exons. Gene Ontology annotation, biological process: DNA integration. Gene Ontology annotation, molecular function: nucleic acid binding. The coding region runs from base 1 to 2076 and encodes 691 amino acids. The record is from RefSeq and is a predicted model, not a curated record.